Solanum dulcamara is the source of this 1601-nucleotide messenger RNA. Its product is annotated as glucan endo-1,3-beta-glucosidase 8-like. The record is from RefSeq and is a predicted model, not a curated record. The coding region runs from base 93 to 1601 and encodes 502 amino acids. Gene Ontology annotation, molecular function: hydrolase activity, hydrolyzing O-glycosyl compounds. The transcript is spliced from 2 exons. NCBI's taxonomy places the organism in Eukaryota, Viridiplantae, Streptophyta, Magnoliopsida, Solanales, Solanaceae. Gene Ontology annotation, biological process: carbohydrate metabolic process. Gene Ontology annotation, cellular component: plasma membrane.
CAGGUGUCUAAGAAUUCAUAUCCCCUUUUCCUCCUGCCAGCAGGAAAACCAAAAUAAAAAUAAAAAACCACAACUAAACACCAAAAAGAAACAUGAGAAAGCUUUUGGUGAAUGUUUUCCUAGUAACUUUCUUGGUGUUUUUGGGGCAUAAAGUGGAAGGACUUGGGGUUAACUGGGGUGACAUCUCCUCCCACAAGUUGCCUCCUAAAGAUGUGGUCAAAAUGUUGCAAGAAAACGACAUUAAGAAGGUGAAGCUUUUCAAUAAUGAUGAGACUGUCUUGAAUGCCUUGGCUGGAACUGGCAUUGAGGUCAUGAUUGGCAUCUCCAAUCAACUCCUCAAAGAUUUGGUGAACCCUGAUGUAGCCAAGAAAUGGGUAAAAGAAAAUGUCACUCGUUUUAAGCCAAAGUCUCCUAAAGGAGUUAAUAUCACACUUGUAGGUGUUGGUAAUGAGCCAUUCUUGAGAGAUUACAAGGACACACUAACAAAUGUUACAGGCCCAGCAUUAGAGAAUAUCCAAAAUGCACUGAAUGACGCUGGACUUGGUGACACCACCAAGGCAACUGUACCUCUAAAUGCUGAUGUUUACUUGUCACCAAGCUGGAAUCUUGUCCCUUCUGGGGGAUUUUUCCGCUCUGACAUCAUCGAUCCACUUAACUACAUUCUUAAGGUCUUGAACAAGAACAAAGCUCCUUUCAUGGUCAAUAUUUAUCCUUUUCUUAGUCUUUUCUAUGGAAAUGGUGCCUUCCCUUUUGACUAUGCCUUUUUUGAUGGUGUGAGCAAUCCUCUUAAGGACAAAGAUGGUGUUGAAUACACAAACUGCUUUGAUGCCAAUCUUGACACUUGCGCAGCUGCUCUGGCAGGAGCAGGUUAUGGCAACAUGACCAUUAUGGUAGGAGAAAUGGGAUGGCCUACAGAUGGAAACCCUUAUGCCAAUGUGACAUUGGCUGAAAAGUUUUACAAAGGAUUUGUAUCAUAUCUAGCCAUAGGAAAAGGUAGCCCACGUCGCCCUGGUAACGUUGAGGCAUACCUAUUUGCCUUAUUUGAUGAGGAUAGGAAGAGCACACUCCCAGGUAACUUUGAGACACAUUGGGGUCUCUACUAUGACGAUGGAACACCAAAGUUCCCUCUUGAUCUACAUGGAAAUAAAAAUACUCUUGUGUCCGUAUCAAAUGUGGAGAAACUCUCUAAAAAAUGGUGUGUGAUAAAGCCGGAUGUUAAGAAUUUUACAGAUGUUAUGACAUAUGCUUGUGAUCGUGUAGAUUGUACACCUCUUACUAAUGGAUCAUCUUGCCAAGACCUUAGUGACGCUGCCAAGGCUUCAUAUGCAGUGAAUGCCUAUUUCCAAAACCAACAACAAAAAGAUGAAAGUUGUAAUUUUGAAGGCAAAGCAACAGUAACCACAAAGGAUCCAUCCCAAGGGACUUGCAAUUUCACCAUUGGCUUUAAGACACUUUCUUAUCUUUCCCCUUCUCCAUCUCCUCUUCCUUCAAUCGAUCACUCAGAUUCUGCCAAGCCUUCUUCCUCACAGUCUACUUCUCCAAAUCCUCUGGCCUUUGCUUCCAUGGGAAUCUUUUUUCUUAUUUCACUAUUUUUCAUGUAG